This is a messenger RNA of Mercurialis annua (annual mercury), 816 nucleotides long. RefSeq lists its product as uncharacterized. The transcript has 3 exons. The record is from RefSeq and is a predicted model, not a curated record. Gene Ontology annotation, molecular function: protein dimerization activity. NCBI's taxonomy places the organism in Eukaryota, Viridiplantae, Streptophyta, Magnoliopsida, Malpighiales, Euphorbiaceae. Bases 1 to 816 code for a protein of 271 amino acids.
AUGGAAAAUUUUGAAUUCGUGUUCACCUUGCAUUUGAUGAAAAGAGUAUUGGCAAUUACAAAUGGACUGUCACAAGUUUUGCAAGAGAAAAAUCAAAAUAUUAUGAAUGCUAUGGACAUGAUACAUGCUGUGAAGGUCAAGUUUCAAUCAUUUAGGGAAGAUGGAUGGAAUAAUCUUUUUGAUGAGGUAUGCAAGUUUUGUGUUGAAAAUUCUAUCGACGUGCCUAAUUUGGAUGAUAAUUUACCAAUCCGUGGUCCAUCAAAACGUGAAGGUCAAAGUAUAACAUAUCUUCACCGUUUCCGUGUGGAAAUCUUUUUUGAGGUUAUUGAUGUGAUUGUGCACGAGAUGAAUAGUCGUUUCUCAGAAGGGAAUAAUGAGUUGCUUUCUUGCAUAAGCUCCGAGUUUUAUCCAAAAGAUUUUUCUGCAUUUGAUUUGACGAUGUUAAGCGAUCAAUUGGAUAUAUACAUAUACGAUGUGAGGCAAAGGGCUGAUUUUGUUGAACUUGUGGGAAUCAGACAACUUGCAAAGAAGCUGGUGGAAACAGAGAAGUACUUGAUUUAUCCUCUUAUUUAUCGAUUGAUAGAAUUAGCAUUGGUUUUACCAGUUGCAACUGCUUCAGUUGAAAGGGCAUUUUCAGCAAUGAAUAUUAUCAAGACUGAUUUGCGUAACAAAAUGGGGGAUGAGUUUUUGAGCGACAAUUUAUCAUGUUAUAUUGAAAAAGCAAUUUUUUUGAAGAUUGAUAAUGAGUCCAUUCUACAGCGCUUUCAAGCUAUGCAGACUCGGAGAAUGCAAUUGCCCCGUAUUUAUCAAAAUUAA